This is a messenger RNA of Eruca vesicaria subsp. sativa (arugula), 1497 nucleotides long. Lineage: Eukaryota; Viridiplantae; Streptophyta; Magnoliopsida; Brassicales; Brassicaceae. The record is from the annotation of a GenBank genome assembly.
AUGGCGGUUUCUUCGUCAGCUCCGGCCAUCAUCUUCGCCGUUACCGUAGUGACGCUCCUCGCCGUCUCAUCUGUCAAAUUACCAUUUCACCCUCGGGAUUUGCUUCCUCUCUUGCCUAGACAACUCUCGUGGCCGCUUCUCGACUCUCUAAACUCCGCCGUCGACCUUCUCCCUACUUACAUAGGCGCCGCCUCUAUUAAAAACGACGCCGUUGAGUGGAAAGGAUCUUGCUUUUACGAGAACAAGGCUUGGUUGGAGCUCAAUAACAAGUCCGGUUCAGAGUUUGGCGGUGGUACACUUCACAUUAAGGUUGAGAAGGCACAUAGUUGGACUUGCAUGGAUAUUUAUGUCUUUGUGACACCAUAUCGUGUGACGUGGGAUUGGUACUUCGUUUCAAGGGAGCACACCAUGGAGUUCAGUGCGUGGGAAGGAAAAGCUGAGUAUGAAUAUGUUAAGCAGAAAGGGGUUUCUAUAUUCCUCAUGGAAGCAGGGAUGGUGGGAACCCUCAGAGCAUUAUGGGAUGUCUUCCCUCUCUUUACCAAUACCGGUUGGGGGGAGAAUUCUAAUAUUGCGUUUCUUGAGAAGCAUAUGGGUGCUAAUUUCUAUGCUCGUCCUCAACCUUGGGUUACAAACAUCACUACUGAUGAAAUCCACUCUGGAGACAUGCUAGCUAUCUCAAAGAUCCGUGGGCGUUGGGGUGGUUUUGAGACUAUGGAGAAGUGGGUAAGUGGAGCUUAUGCUGGCCACACUGCUGUUUGUUUGAGGGAUUCUGAUGGGAAACUAUGGGUUGGUGAAUCCGGGAAUGAAAAUGAAAAGGGAGAAGAUGUAAUAGCGGUAUUGCCAUGGGAAGAGUGGUGGGAGUUUGAACAAACCAAGGAUGACGCAAAUCCCCAUAUUGCAUUGCUACCGUUGCAUCCUGAUUAUCGAGCCAAGUUUAAUGUUACAGCUGCAUGGGAAUAUGCACGCAGCAUGGAUGGUAAACCGUAUGGCUAUCACAACUUGAUCUUUAGCUGGAUUGAUACCAUCAGCGGGAACUAUCCACCUCCUCUGGAUGCUCAUCUUGUUGCUUCUGUCAUGACAGGUCUUGAUCUUCCUGAUGUACUCGUGGAAGUCGAAAAGCGUGGAUCCUCUUUUGACGAGUUGCUAGCAGUUCCUGAACAAGAUGAUUGGAUUUAUAGCGAUGGGAAAUCAACUUCUUGUAUUGCUUUCAUCCUAGAAAUGUACAAAGAAGGUGGCUUGUUUGAUCCAAUCUCUAGUUCCAUCCAAGUCACUGAAUUCACGAUCAAAGAUGCUUACAUGCUCAAGUUUUUCGAGAACAAUGCAAGCCGUUUACCCACAUGGUGCAAUGACAACGACAAUGUAAAGCUUCCGUACUGUCAAAUACUUGGGAAGUACAGAAUGGAACUUCCUGGUUACAACACUAUGGAGCCAUACCCGCAUAUGAACGAGCACUGCCCGUCUCUGCCUCCAAAGUACCACAGACCAAAGAACUGCUAG